Messenger RNA from Myotis lucifugus (little brown bat), 3836 nucleotides. It is a transcript of the gene CHST10, whose product is annotated as carbohydrate sulfotransferase 10. The transcript has 8 exons. Lineage: Eukaryota; Metazoa; Chordata; Mammalia; Chiroptera; Vespertilionidae. Gene Ontology annotation, molecular function: sulfotransferase activity. Bases 243 to 1388 code for a protein of 381 amino acids. Gene Ontology annotation, cellular component: membrane. The record is from RefSeq and is a predicted model, not a curated record. Gene Ontology annotation, biological process: carbohydrate biosynthetic process; proteoglycan biosynthetic process.
GGGUGCCUUCGGGCGGCGGGCGGGCUGCCCGCUCCGGACGCUGGGACCCGCGCCCUUGGCCCCCAGCCCCGGAGGCCGCGCUGAGCUUCGCGGAAGGGUCGGGGAAACGCUCCGGCUCAACGGAGGUGACAGGAGGAAGCCAGAACCUCGGGCAAAGUAAAUACUGCUGGGAAAUGUGGACCCCAGGCCGCAGAAGCAGAGUGGGACUUGUGUGACCUGCAUUCCUCCUGGGAAACGAAAGCAUGAAAAACACCCAUCCCUCAGUUUCUGCGCUGGUCCUUGCAGGAAGAAUCACUGAAUGGCUGACGUUUGACAACAUGCACCACCAGUGGCUUCUGUUGGCUGCAUGCUUUUGGGUGAUUUUCAUGUUCAUGGUGGCCAGCAAAUUCAUCACCUUGACCUUUAAAGACCCGGAUGCCUACAGCGCCAAACAGGAGUUCCUGUUCCUGACAGCCGUGCCGGAUUCUGGGAAGUUACAGGGAGAGCAGCAGUUUCCUGAGGAACUGAAGCCCACGGGGAAGAUGCUCUCAGACGGCCAGCUGGCUCAGCCCUUGGUCUACAUGGAGCGCCUGGAGCUCAUCCGAAACGUCUGCAGGGACGCGGCCCUGAAGAACCUCUCACACACGGCCGUGUCCAAGUUCGUCCUGGACCGAAUAUUCGUCUGUGACAAGCACAAGAUCCUCUUCUGCCAGACCCCCAAAGUGGGCAACACGCAGUGGAAGAAAGUGCUGAUCGUGCUCAACGGUGCCUUUCCUUCCAUCGAAGACAUCCCCGAGAACGUGGUUCAUGACCACGAAAAGAACGGCCUCCCUCGUCUCUCUGCCUUCAGCGAUGCGGAAAUUCAGAAGCGCUUGAAAACCUACUUCAAGUUUUUUAUUGUAAGAGAUCCCUUUGAAAGACUGAUAUCUGCUUUUAAGGACAAGUUCGUCCACAAUCCCCGCUUUGAACCCUGGUACAGACACGAGAUUGCCCCCGGCAUCAUCCGGAAGUACAGGCGGAACCGGACGGAGACCCGGGGCAUCCAGUUUGAAGAUUUUGUGCGCUACCUGGGCGAUCCAAACCACAGAUGGCUGGACCUCCAGUUUGGGGACCACAUCAUUCACUGGGUGACGUACGUCGAGCUGUGCGCGCCCUGCGAGAUAUCAUACAGUGUGAUUGGUCACCACGAGACCCUGGAGGACGACGCCCCAUACAUCUUAAAAGAGGCGGGCAUAGACCACCUGGUGUCAUACCCCACCAUCCCUCCGGGCAUCACCGUGUACAACAAAACCAAGGUGGAGCACUACUUCCUGGGCAUCAGCAAGCGGGACAUCCGGCGCCUGUAUGCCCGUUUUGAAGGGGACUUUAAGCUCUUUGGGUAUCAGAAGCCAGAUUUUUUGCUAAACUAAUGUGUAGAUCUGUGAACUCCGAUACCUCUGUUUGACCAGAGGCUAAGCAAGUGGAGAUCUGAGCACAGAACGGACACUUCCUCCAUCUCACCCCCCAAGACUCCUGCGGGCACCCACGGGCCGUGUGCACCUCGGCCGGUGAAGCUGCACCCGACGGUUCUGGCUUAGUGUGAACAUCAGGUGCGUUGAGGGCCUCGCCCCCACGCCUACCAAUGCCAUGAGGCCUUUGGUCCCCAGAAGGGUAAAAGGACUAAACAUUUGCAGUCUGACAGACCAGGAGGAGCAGUUACAUGGCACAGGCGUCAUUUCCCUCGGCUGUCAAGGAGGGGAAGGGCCUGCCUGUCACCCGGGGACGGCAGGAAGGGCACCUCGCGCUUUCAGGAGACCUGAGGAGCUGAUGGUGUGCAGAACUGGCAGGAGCUAAUGCAAGACCAAGUCUGCAUAAUAAAAUGACAGCGCUGGCUCUCAUCUUGGCGCUGCUGUAAUCACAGAGGUGAACCAUUCUUUCCACGACUGUCGCCUUCCUGUGGGAUUCGGGGUGACCCUAGGGCACUUUUUGGCAGUCCGUCCUUUCAGAAUACACGCCUGAGCACCCCUAGUCCAUAUUUCCGAUCCUCUGUCUGCCAGGUGGUUAUCUCACUGAGCCCAAGAGCUACAUAUUCAGAAAAAGGGGAGUGGCGUGUUCUUCCCACCUGAGAAGCGAACGUCUUUGGGAAAAGGAAGAGCUGGCGGGUUCUGGAGCUCAGGCUGCUGUGGAUGUGGGCGUGCCCGUCCUGCUGGUUGUCCCUCUCUUGUCUUUGUUCCACCUGGAUGGGCAGCGGGGCUUCCCUUUCCGUCCCCCCAGGCCCUCCCUGGGGCUGAAGGCCAGCAGGGCAGCGUGGCAGUCCGUGUAGUUUACAUGGUCCAGUUUCAUCUCGGCCAAUUGCUCCCCUGGACCUGUUUUGUUAGUGCCGUCACCCCGCGCUGUAAGUUGGAUGACGAGGUUCACCAGCAAUAAAAUCCUGGGCUGAGGCAGCCUCCAGGAAUGCAUCUCCCAGGCACCGAGGAGCGAGCUGCGGCCGCCAUGUCAGGUGCCUGCUGACACCGAGGCCCGUUUCCCUGUGAGAAGUCCCACGUGCCGUGAGCCCAGCUUUUCUUCCAGGCAGCUUCCCCCUUCCCUUUCUCAAAGGGGCUGCCUGAGUCUGUGAAUGUGAAAGUAAUAAAUAAAAACUGUCCAAACCCGAUACGUGCUGCACUUUGAGGGGGCUCUCUGUGGCCCCACACGGUCCCCGCGGCCUGGCCCCAGCGACGGGCCUGCAAGACUGCUCUAGUGGCUGCUGGUGGCAGGACCACAGAAGGAGAGGCCCAAGUGUGACAGGCCCUAGCACUGACCAAGGGGCGUCGGUGUGGUGGCCUGUCAUCAGCUGACAAGCAGGGGAUGUCACAUGAGCUUUUUCUGUAAAGUCUUGUGAAAAUCAUUUCACACCUGAUCAGCCAAUUGAUUACCUCUUUCCUAUUUGCAAUGUAACAGUGUGAAUAAUACAUUUGAGUCUAAGGCCUUAAAGUUACAACUAAUUUUUAAAAAACACCUUCCUUCUCAGAAAUAAAGGUCAGAAAGCUGCGUCCCCAUGUGUCCCCAAUCCUCUGGCUUUUAGAUUUAGGUCACUUUUCUUUGGCAUUUCAGUCGUUUUCCUAACAGAUUUUGCCCAACAAACAGGGUUGGCCGCCAGAACAUCUGGACAUUUCACAGGAUGUCCCAAACGUCCAUUCCUCACCACCACCCCAUGCGCUGUAGCUCCUGACUCCACACAGCUCCCCACUGCAGUCACCUCCACCAGAAUCAUUCGCUCCCUUCCCUCUCCAAAGCCCACUUUCUCCCCUUCACCCCCUGGACCUCAGGGGGAGGUGCCCGUUCUCCUGUCACCCGGACCCUUUCCCCCUCACUGCUUCCCAGAGGGAGCUUUGAGGAUGCAGCCUGGAGCCAACACUCAACACUGCUGGUCCUUCCUGGAAACAGACACCGCCUGUGCUGGGUCCUCCCUCACCUGGCAGGUGUCACCUGGGCAGCUGUCUCAACCUGUGCCCAUGCUGCUCCAGGAGCCCUGUGUCCUCAGCCCUGGGCCUUUGCGACUGACCCUAGACCUGCCAAGGGGUAGGCUGGAGGGUCCCUACAAGGAGGGGCACUAAGGUGGGUGUGGGGCUGGGGUGCCCCCAAGGCACAGUGCUCACAGCUCAUUCCCUUCCCAGGUAAGGGGAUGGGUAGCAGCAGGAGACGGUGGCUGGUGGGAAAUGUCAGGGUGAGAACCCAGUGGAUGGAGGGUCAUCCUGUACACCAAAGGUUGCGGCUCUGAUUCCUGGUCGGGGUGCAUGUGGGAGGCGGCUGAUCGAUGUUUCUCUCAUCUUCAUUUAGGCUUUCUUUGUGUCCAAUGGCCUGAAGUCUCAGAGUGUAAUAAUAAAAAUUUUACUCAA